This is a messenger RNA of Rattus rattus (black rat), 1376 nucleotides long. RefSeq names its product small integral membrane protein 3 (gene Smim3). The transcript has a single exon. The record is from RefSeq and is a predicted model, not a curated record. Bases 34 to 216 code for a protein of 60 amino acids. Lineage: Eukaryota; Metazoa; Chordata; Mammalia; Rodentia; Muridae.
UGACUUACCUUUCCUGUCCAUUCCAGGGCCACCAUGGAUGCUAUCAGCCAGUCCCCUGUGGAUGUCCUACUGCCCAAGCACAUCCUGGAUAUCUGGGCCAUUGUCCUCAUCAUCCUGGCUACCAUUGUCAUCAUGACCUCCUUGUUCCUGUGCCCGGCCACGGCAGUCAUCAUCUAUCGAAUGCGGACUCAACCAGUUCUCAACGGGGCCGUCUGAGACCCUUGCCAGCGGGAUGGCGAGUGUUAAGGGCAGGGGUCUCUCCACUAGCCCGUUCUCAGAAAGACAGUGGGGAGACCCGGGAGCUGGACUCGUGCUUUAGUUUUCAUUCUGCUGUUGGCCAACAGUGUAGACCCAAGGGACCUAACUCUGUGAGUCCCAAGCUCCUUAGCUUUCAGCUAUGGGUCAUGACCCCUGCCUUCCUACCUCACAGGGUUGUGAGAACCACGUGACAGUGGAGGUAAAAGCAGUGAAGCCACACAGACGUUGUGUGAGGAGAAGCUUUGCAGAACCAAAGACCCCUGAAGCUGCUGACGGGACAGGAGGUGACGUAGACUGGGAAAGAGGAACUUCGGCCCGUGCCCCGUAACCAGUUGUGCACUCCAUCCUCAGCAAAUCAGACUUUUUUUUUUAAGUGACACUUCUUCCAUUUUUCUCAGUUUGGGAGAAAGCUAGUAUGGCAGGGGAGAGAGAUAAGCAUAAGUUUCAGAAACGUCUCCGCCAAUCCCUGCUCCUGAAUGAGAGCUUUACCAUUGUGUACCAGUGCCGAAAAGUUGGCGAGAAGGACUGCUUUCUGCACUGAGCCCCCCAUCUCUGUUAGCGCUGACUCUCGGCCAUGUUGGGGAUUCAGGGCGGCUGAGUUUUCUGCCCAGCCUUUCAGCUCCUUGAUGUACCCGCAGUAGAGGAUUUCCCUGUUGCAGUUAGCUUCCAUCUUUUGUUAUUCAUCUUUUUGUGGCACUGGAGAUGGAACUUUGACCUCCUUCGUGCUGGGAAAGGCAUCUACCACUGAGCUACAGCCCCAGCCCUUCUGACUCCCACAGCUGUCUGAAGUACUUAUUAUUUUAAGAGAUUUCCCAGGACUUUUGGACCCGACUUAAAACAGCGAUGGUUAUUUUAGAUGCUAUGAUUUAUAUUUAUAUAGAGAUAUUCCUAGACUAUUAAAGCUCACCCUUUGAUACGGGAGUCAGGGUCAUCUUGGGAUUUACUGUUAUGUCAGAAGAUAGCAUAGAUAUUGGGGUAUAUCAUGCCAAAUGAGGCUUACUUCGAUCUUCACUGAUGUAUGAAUCUAGUUUCCAAUAAAUGUCUCCCUGAGCGUGUCUGAAAUUUUUCUCUGAAAAACGCCUACUGAACUUUGAACUUAGAUAAAAGGAUUCAACUCA